Messenger RNA from Drosophila simulans, 2216 nucleotides. It is a transcript of the gene MFS10, whose product is annotated as putative inorganic phosphate cotransporter. The transcript is spliced from 2 exons. The record is from RefSeq and is a predicted model, not a curated record. Lineage: Eukaryota; Metazoa; Arthropoda; Insecta; Diptera; Drosophilidae. Gene Ontology annotation, molecular function: transmembrane transporter activity. The coding region runs from base 124 to 1830 and encodes 568 amino acids. Gene Ontology annotation, biological process: transmembrane transport; monoatomic anion transport.
GCUCCGGCAGAGAAAAUGCGCUGGCAUUUGCAGUUCCAAACGCUCAAAAGACGCUCGAAAAGCACACACCGCCAAGCUCCAACAUCUUCAAUCGGAAUCCACGAAACCAACUAGAGCGCCACGAUGCCACCGCACAAAUGGACGGACGAGUCGCGGGACGCCUCCUGUUACUACGAGGAUGCGGCCGCAUCCCGCCUCCGCCGGCCGUCCUCAUCCUCCAACUCCUCCGCCUCGGCGGACCGCUCCGACGACGAGGCGGACGACGAGCGGGAGGCGUUUUGCUCCGGCGAACGACCGCUAAUCCGUUCCAGCGGCGCUGCGGAGGAAAAUCAUGGCUGUGGCCCAAAGACGCGUCACAUAUUCGGAUUCAUGGGCUUCCUGGGAUUCGCCGUGGUCUACGCGAUGCGGGUCAAUCUGUCGGUGGCCAUUGUGGCCAUGGUGAACCAAACGGCAAUUCCGCACAGCAAUUCAUCGGUGAUUGAUACGGACACGUGUCCACUGCCGGCACCGCAUCACAAUGGCAGCGAUCCGAAUCCGCAGAAGGAGGGCGAGUUUGUGUGGGACGAGGCCACGCAGGGAUUGGUGCUCGGCAGCUUCUUCUACGGCUAUGUGCUAACCCAAGUGCCCGGCGGGCGGAUGGCCGAGCUGUAUGGUGGAAAGAAGAUCUACGGCUAUGGAGUGUUGAUCACGGCGAUCUUUACGCUCAUAACUCCGCUGGCCGCCCACUGGGAUCUGCCGUUGCUGGUCCUGGUCCGCAUCCUGGAGGGAAUGGGCGAGGGCGUCACCUAUCCAGCUAUGCACGCCAUGCUGGCCCACUGGAUUCCGCCGCUGGAGAGGAACAAGUUCGCCGCAAUCGUCUAUGCGGGCUCCAAUAUCGGCACAGUCAUUUCCAUGCCGCUGGCCGGAUGGCUCUGCUCGCUGGACUUCCUGGGUGGCUGGCCGUCGGCUUUCUACAUCUUUGGACUGCUGGGCAUCCUGUGGUUCAUUGCAUGGAUGUACUUGGUGUACGACAAGCCCAGCGAUCAUCCCAGGAUCUCAGAAUCGGAGCGAGAGUAUAUCGAAAGGAGUCUACAGGUUCAGAGGCUAAUAAAUCAGGAUCUAGCGGAGCCCGAGGAAGAGGAGGGACAGGAUGAAGUGAGUCUGCGGGCGCCGCCGGAGGCACCGAUACCCUGGUCAUCGCUGCUCACAUCCGUGCCUCUGUGGGCCAUCUUGUUGACGCAAUGCGGCCAGGGAUGGGCCUUCUACACGCAGCUAACCGAGCUGCCCACCUACAUGAGCAACAUCCUGCACUUUGACAUCCAGUCGAAUGCUCUGCUCAAUGCGGUGCCGUAUCUAACCUCCUGGUUCGUGGGCAUUGCCUGCUCCGCCCUGGCGGAUUGGAUGCUAGCCAGACGCUACAUAUCGCUGCUGAACUCGUACAAACUGUGGAACACGGUGGCCUCGGUGGUGCCAUCACUGGGCCUGAUUGGCAUCAUCUAUGUGGGCUGCGAUUGGGUGUGGGUCACCUUUAUGCUGGCCGGCGUGGGCUCGUUCGGCGGCGCCGUCUAUGCUGGCAACCAGAUGAAUCACAUAGCGCUCAGUCCCCGAUAUGCGGGCACCAUGUAUGGUAUCACCAAUUCGGCGGCAAAUAUCUGUGGCUUCCUAGCUCCGUAUGUCAUCGGGCUAAUCAUCAAUCAUCGCGAGACUCUGACCCAGUGGCAUUUGGUCUUCUGGCUGGCGGCGGGCUUGAAUAUAGCCGGUAACUUCAUCUACCUGAUCUUCGCCAGCGCCGAGGAGCAAAGCUGGUCGAAGACACCACCCACACGCAACUCACGAUCCCAGCGCGCUUGAAGCAAGCCUAACUAUACGCUAUUUUAGCUAGAUCAUAAGCAUUUGUGAUAAUUCCGAUAUAUACACAUAUAUCCUACAUAUGUAUUUGCGCUUGAAGUUUUCCGGAUGCAGGACAAGAAUGUGGCUUCCAAAAAAAAAAAGAAACGAACGAAACUAGUGCUACCAAAUCGGAAUGGAAAAUCGAAAGGAUGUUAACUGUUUUAGUGUAUUAUAUACGUGUAUCGUCCUUUUAUAUGGACUUUUGUUUUGCUAGGCGUCUUUUUUGUAAACAAGUAUACCAAUACCAACUAUAUAUAUAUAUAUUUAUAUAUCUAUGAUAUACACGCUCGAAGGCACGUAGAUCUGUCGAAAUAAACAGCACAAACAUAUCGAACUGUGGCACCUGA